Messenger RNA from Knipowitschia caucasica, 894 nucleotides. The record is from the annotation of a GenBank genome assembly. NCBI's taxonomy places the organism in Eukaryota, Metazoa, Chordata, Actinopteri, Gobiiformes, Gobiidae.
AUGCAUUAUCUACUUUCACUUCCUAUCUCACUAGAUAGUAUCUCCCACAGGGACACUACUGGAAACAAGAACACUACUUACACGAAUUACAACGGAUUCAAUGUGCUGAACUUCACCACCAGCUGGUCCGAUGGCCUGGCUUUUAACGCUAUUGUACACCACUUCAGGCCACAUGCAUUCAGCUGGGAUCACGUCGUCGGAAUGACCCCCAUAGAAAGAAUGGACCAUGCAUUCACCGCAGCCAAAACCCACCUCAGUAUAGAGAAGCUGCUGGACCCUGAAGACGUUGCUGUGCAAUUACCUGACAAGAAGUCCAUCAUCAUGUAUGUGACGUCGCUGUUCGCGGUCCUGCCCAAAGAUGUUACCAUGGAAGCGAUCAGGGAAGUGGAGACUCUGCCUCGGAAAUAUAAGGUUGAGGCACAAGCUGGAGCUACUCUUAACGCUCAGAGAGAGGAGGCUCCAAGCAGCCCCCGGCCGGAGACCCCGGACACAGCCACAGAGCCGGAAGCAGACCUGAGCUUCUCGGAGGUGGAUCUGGACACGUACCAGACCACACUGGAGGAGGUGCUGACCUGGCUGCUGUCGGCUGAAGACGCGGAGUCGCUUUCCAACCAACCCGCAAGCGGCGUCAAACGGCCCUCGCCGCAACGCGCGACUCCCCGCACCGCGCGCACCACCCCGUUCCACGUCGGCCUGCACCAAGCCACCCCGCACCAAGCCACCCCGCACCACGCCGCCCUGCACCACGCUGUCCCGCCUCACGCCGCCCCGCACCAAGCCGCACCAAGCCGCAAUGCGCCGCUCCACAACGCCCCGCACUACGCCGCACCACACCGUACCACGCAGCACCGCUCAAAGGAGGUGGCGCCGUUGUGUGAUGAUUUGCUCCCGUAG